CAUAUCUAAUUCGGCAAUUCAGGAGUCAAAGCAGUCAUCGUUUUCUCCUAAAUUGUGAUCCCUGUUAUGAGGAAUGAAUGUUGUGACCGAAGAUCUUCAUAGAUAAGGGCUCGUUUGUUUUUGAGUUUCACUUUAAAGAUGGUUCCAUGGGGCGGUCUUACUUGCUGCUCGAGUGCAGCCGCUCUCUAUCUUCUCGGAAGGAGCAGUGGCAGGGAUGCGGAGCUUCUAAAGACGGUAACUCGAGUCAAUCAUCUUAAGGAACUGGCUCAAUUUCUUGACCUUGAAAGUAAAAUGAUACCUAUGAUUGUUACAAUCUCUGGAAGAGUUGGUUCUGAGACACCAAUAAAUUGUCAGCACAGUGGAUUAAGAGGUGUCAUAGUAGAGGAGACGGCUGAACAACAUUUUCUAAAGCAUAAUGAUGCUGGUUCUUGGAUACAAGAUUCUGCUUUGAUGCUUUCCAUGUGUAAAGAAGUCCCAUGGUACCUGGAUGAUGGGACUGGUCGUGUAUAUGUAGUUGGCGCUCGUGAUGCAGCUUGCUUUGCACUAACGGUUGGAAAUGAAGUAUUUGAAGAUUCAGGUCGAUCAAUUGUACGUGGAACACUAGACUAUCUCCAAGGUCUCAAGAUGCUUGGAAUCAAGCGAAUUGAGCGGGUGCUUCCCACUGGUUCUUCUUUGACCGUUGUCGGGGAGGCUGUAAAGGAUGACAUUGGAACAAUUCGGAUUCAAAAGCCACAGAAAGGGCCUUUUUAUGUGUCCCCAAAAUCUAUUGAUCAACUCGUUUCCCACCUAGGGAAGUGGGCAAGGUGGUACAAGUACGCGUCAGUUGGAAUGACUAUCUUUGGUGUCUUUCUAAUCACCAAGCAUGCAAUCCAUUAUAUUUUGGAGAGAAGACGCCGGUGGGAAUUGCGGCGAAGGGUUCUUGCAGCUGCAGGUAAGAGAGCAGACUCAGAUAAUGAAGAUUCAACUUCGAAUGCUGAAAAUGGAACAGAAAUCAAUCUAGACCGUGGAAUGCCAGAUCUCUGUGUUAUAUGCCUUGAGCAAGAGUACAAUGCUGUUUUUAUACAGUGUGGUCAUAUGUGCUGUUGUAUGACGUGCUCUUCAAACUUAACCAACUGUCCGCUUUGCCGGAGACGAAAUGAGCAGGUUGUGAAAGUCUUCCGCCACUGAAACCUUUCCUUAUGAGAUUUAAUAAGCCGCAACCUGGGAAAACAGGGGUAU
Messenger RNA from Hibiscus syriacus, 1218 nucleotides. Its product is annotated as E3 ubiquitin-protein ligase SP1-like. Gene Ontology annotation, biological process: organelle organization; protein ubiquitination. The transcript has 11 exons. NCBI's taxonomy places the organism in Eukaryota, Viridiplantae, Streptophyta, Magnoliopsida, Malvales, Malvaceae. Gene Ontology annotation, molecular function: ubiquitin-protein transferase activity. Bases 139 to 1167 code for a protein of 342 amino acids. The record is from RefSeq and is a predicted model, not a curated record.